AUGGCUCACGCUCGCGUUACCACCCGCAUUCGCCUGCAGCACCACCCUCUCUUCAGCGAGCCGCCAGCACCUCGUGCCUUCGCAGCCGCCGUCCUUGCUGCUGCCAUUGCUCUCCUGGCCGCCGCCGCUGCCGCCGGUGUGACUGUACGGGGGGCGCCGUUAGCGAAGCCGGCGUGUGUGAACGAGUUUCCGAGCGAGCCGCUGUGCAGGUUCGUGGAUGACCUGGCAGCCGCCCCGCGCGUGGAGGUGGACGCGUCCACGGGGAGGACGAUCCGCAUCGGCGCGUAUCAGAUCUACCAGAAGCUGCACCGCGACCUGCCGCCCACGAAGCUGUACGCCUAUGGGCCCAACGAGCGCACUGCUCACUACCCUGGCCCCACGCUCGUGGCCCGACGGGGGAUCGCCACCAAGGUGCGGUGGAAGAACCACCUGAGGGACAGGGCGCACAUGUUUGCAGUGGACUACACCCUCAUGGACGUUGCUCACCCCAAGCGCGGCAGCAUCCCCAUUGGCAUGGCGGCGGCCACCCUGUGGUACCACGACCACGCCGUCGGCAUCACCUGGCUCAACGUGGCUGCUGGCAUGGCGGGGCUGUAUGUUCUCACUGACCCAAAGGGCGUGGAGAGGAAGCUUCGCACGCAGCUUCCUGGGGCGGAGUUCACGGUGCCGCUGGCGAUCUCGGACCGCUCGUUCUUUGCCAACGGGUCCAUUGACUAUCCCUCUGGGGGCUGGGAGCCCGAGUAUCUUGGGAAUACCAUCCUCGUCAGUGGCCUGGUGUGGCCAUUCCUAGCAGUGAGGCGCGCGCGGUACCGCUUCCGAGUGCUGGGGGCGGCCAGCAGUCGCUUCUUCAACCUGCGCUUCGUGUGCGCCGCCCCCUCCAACUACCCCGACUUCACCCUGCCCAUCACAGGGGAUGUGCUGCCCAUCGUGCAGAUCGGCACGGACGGCGGCUACCUGCCCCGUCCCGUGAUCCGCUCCUCGCUGCUACUCGCCCCGGGGGAGCGCCACGACAUUCUAGUCGACUUCGCCUCUCUCCCCGCCUCCUGUGCUGACGUCAUUCUCACCAACAAACGGGGCAGCAACGACACGGGCGUGGUGAUGCGCUUCAUUGUGGAUAGCAUGGGUGCUGUUGUGCCGUCGCCUCCUGUCCCCAAGAAGCUUGUUUCCCUUCCCAAGCUGCACCUCUCGUGUGUGAGCAAGGAGAGGUGGAUGACAGCCGUGCGGGUGAAUUCGAGCAUCACCUUCGAUGGCCACGGCUUCAGUUACGCCCCCACUGAGACUCCCAAGCGGCUGCUUCACAGGGGAGGGGAGCAGCGUGCGUGUGAGAUUCUCGUCCCCGUCCUGCCUUCCUCUGAUUUCAGAGGUGCUGCUUACAACGCUUUCUCUAUUGGGACAGAGCACGAGGACAACGACAUGAUGCGCCCCCUCAUUGCCACGUAG
Molecule: messenger RNA, 1440 nt
Organism: Closterium sp. Naga37s-1
Lineage: Eukaryota; Viridiplantae; Streptophyta; Zygnematophyceae; Desmidiales; Closteriaceae
Source: the annotation of a GenBank genome assembly